Molecule: messenger RNA, 498 nt
Organism: Entamoeba invadens IP1
Lineage: Eukaryota; Evosea; Mastigamoebida; Endamoebidae
Product: protein disulfide isomerase, putative
Exons: 2
Coding region: 1-498 (165 amino acids)
Biological process (GO): protein folding
Cellular component (GO): endoplasmic reticulum
Molecular function (GO): protein disulfide isomerase activity
Source: RefSeq, a predicted model, not a curated record
AUGUCAUACGAUUUAAAUAAUAACAAAACUAAUAAUUGGAUUAGGGUAACAAAUUGGGAAAAUUCCCGAAAAAUGACGAAAAUGAUAAAUAUUAUUUAUUCAAGUAUGAACUUUCAAAAGCAAAUGAGAGCUUUAAUAGUUUUGGUACUAAUUACUAUUACUUUAGGAGAUAAACGCGGUCUUGUUUCGUUGACUAAAGAGAAUCAUGAAUCAUUUUUAAAAGACAAUAAAUUCGUCAUUGUCAAAUUCUUUUCACCAUAUUGUCCACAUUGCAGAAACUUUGCCCCUGCUUAUAAGGAAUUUUCAGUCAAAACUACAGAAGUAGAAUACGUAGUUGCGGAGUUGGACUGCUCCCAGUAUAGAGACAUUUGUGGCUUUUAUAAAAUCACCGGAUACCCAACAGUGAACUUUUAUAAAAGUGGGACGUUUGUAGCUCGUUUCGACAAGCAGAGAACAUCAGAAAACUUGAUCGAAUUUGCUAAAUCACAUGCAAUUUAA